UUACGGGUAUAUGAUUGUGUUGAUGAACAAAGAAACUAAGCACUAACAGCAGCAAUAGAACCAAAAACCAAAAAGAAAAAGAAAAAGAAAAGAAAAAGAAAAAAACAGAGAAACAAAGUCACAAUCAAAACAUAGAAAUUGAGUUUGUGUUGAGAGUGAAAGAAGAAGAUGAAGAGAGAGCAUAAACACGAAAAUGAAGACAUGAGUGGUAGUGGGAGUGGAAAAUCAGGGGUUUGCUGGGAAGACGACGGUGGUAUGGAUGAGCUUUUAGCGGUGGUUGGUUACAAGGUGAAAUCCUCCGACAUGGCUGAAGUUGCUCAAAAACUUGAACAACUUGAACACGCCAUGGGGAAUUUCCAAGACCAAGAUGAAGCAAUUAUCGCUCAACAACUCUCAAACGACACCGUUCAUUACAAUCCUUCAGAUAUUUCUAACUGGCUUAAAACAAUGCUUUCCAAUUUUGACCCUCAACCUCAAAACCCUUCGGUUUCAUCUUCAUCUGAUAAUGACCUAAACGCCAUUCCAGGUAAAGCGAUCUACGCUACCACAACUACAACUACAACAACUACUACUGACUCAGAUGAAUCUCUUCCUUCCAGUAAACGACUCAAACGAACUUCAACUGACUCAACUCGUUCCGUUGUUAUGGUUGUUGAAACGCAAGAAAAAGGGAUCCGUCUUGUUCAUACUUUGAUGGCUUGUGCUGAAGCGGUUGAACAGAGUAAUCUAACCGUAGCUGAGGCUCUGGUCAAACAGAUCGGUUACUUAGCGGUUUCACAAGAAGGUGCUAUGAGAAAAGUUGCUACCUAUUUCGCUGAAGGUCUCGCUAGGCGAAUCUAUGGUGUUUUUCCUCAACAUUCGGUUUCCGAUUCGCUUCAGAUCCAUUUCUAUGAAACUUGUCCUUAUCUUAAAUUCGCUCAUUUCACUGCCAAUCAAGCUAUUCUUGAAGCUUUUCAAGGGAAAUCUCGUGUUCAUGUCAUUGAUUUCUCGAUUAAUCAAGGGAUGCAGUGGCCGGCUCUUAUGCAGGCGCUUGCGUUGCGUCCUGGUGGUCCUCCUGCUUUUCGUCUCACCGGAAUUGGACCUCCGGCGUCUGAUAACUCCGAUCAUCUUCAACAGGUUGGUUGGAAGCUUGCUCAGUUUGCACAGACUAUUCAUGUUCAGUUUGAGUAUCGCGGUUUUGUUGCUAACAGUUUAGCUGAUCUUGAUGCUUCCAUGCUUGAACUCCGGUCACCGAAGACGGAGUCUGUUGCAGUUAACUCUGUUUUUGAGCUUCAUAAACUCAACGCGCGUCCCGGCGCGCUUGAGAAGGUUUUUUCUGUUAUCCGUCAGAUUCGGCCGGAGAUUGUUACCGUUGUUGAGCAGGAAGCGAAUCACAACGGACCGGCUUUUCUUGACCGGUUUACUGAGUCGCUUCACUAUUACUCGACGCUGUUUGACUCGUUGGAAGGUUCAUCGGUUGAACAGCAGGAAAAGGCUAUGUCGGAGAUGUAUUUAGGGAAGCAAAUAUGUAACGUGGUGGCGUGUGAAGGAACGGACCGAGUUGAGCGUCAUGAGACUUUGAACCAGUGGAGGAACCGGUUCGGUUCGGCUGGGUUUUCUCCGGUUCAUUUAGGUUCCAACGCGUUUAAGCAAGCGAGUAUGUUGUUGGCACUUUUCGCCGGUGGGGAUGGUUACAAGGUGGAAGAAAAUGAUGGGUGUCUCAUGCUUGGUUGGCACACUAGGCCUUUGAUUGCUACUUCUGCGUGGAAACUCGCCGCUAACUCAGUGGUGGUUUCUCACUGAGUCAACUCGUGCCUUCUGCACAAUGCACAUUGCACACCAUCCCUUUUUUUUUUUGGUAAAAAAGAAGAAAAAAAAUUAAUUCAUACCCACCAAAAAAGGAAAGGAAAAAAAAGAUGGGAACUUGUGGGGUUGAGUGGACAAUGUGCAAUUGUGCCUUGCUGAGCUGUGAGCACUGAUUGCUGCCUGAGACAGAGAGACCCACCAUUGUCCAUUUUCCAUCUCUCUCUUUCUCUCUCCAAUUCCUUAUCUUCCUCUUUCUCUCUGUUAAUUUACUUUCUUUUGCCUUAGGACUCUUUUUUUCUCUGUUCAUUGUUUUAACCUUGGGUUGGAAUUGGAAUCUCUUGUAAUUUUUCAGGGUUGGAAUCAAAAGGGUUAAUGUGUAUUUAUUUUAUUUUAUGUUUUUGACAUAUGUAGUUUGCUGGUAAUAAAUAGAAUCUUUUUCUUUAUUGUUGAAAAGUA
Cicer arietinum (chickpea) is the source of this 2241-nucleotide messenger RNA. RefSeq names its product DELLA protein 2. Lineage: Eukaryota; Viridiplantae; Streptophyta; Magnoliopsida; Fabales; Fabaceae. The record is from RefSeq and is a predicted model, not a curated record.